AUGGCGGAGUCAUCUGGGAGAAGCGAGGUUCCUACAGUACCUAUCGCUGAGCUAUACGACGCGAUCCCUUAUAAUGACGGCAGAAGCACUGGGAGCGAAUCAAGAGCUAUGAAACACUUUCUCAAUCAACAUGGUGACACAAAGAUCGGUAGACGGACUUUGGGUGCCAUCAUUUCUGAGGUCAAGCAGAUAACAGCACCGGGAAGAGCCUAUUUCAAUAUCGACCGAUUUCACCAAAAUAGUAGCUUGUCUGUCCUUCUCACUGGUCAGACUCAGUACUCCAACGGCAACGCUGCAGACCAACGAUUCAGGGUACAUGGACCAGCACUCACAAGUGCCUCUACUGUGAAAGACCGUGAUGCGCUCCGUACAGUACUCCUUAUGCAAGCACUGAGCCAUGGUCCCAACGAUCCCAACAGUACGAGGGAGCGACCUCUACAAAGACUGACCAGAGAGAGUGCCACUGCUCUCAUCUCCGGCUGUGACAGAGCAAGUAGUCGCCAUGGGACCGUGAGUGAAAAUUUUGAGAGAGCCAAUCCUGCCAUCAGCUCUGCUAUGGAAAGCCAAGACGAGACUGGUAGCUUCAACUUGAACCUGGAACAAACUCCAAUGCUCAAGGAGCUGCCGGGGAUUUCGGUGUUCAUUCCGGACAGAAAGGUCCGCAAGAGACUUAAGAGCAACCUCAAUGCGAGUCAACGUGCGGGUACCAUUUCCGCAUUCUCAGUGACUCCCGAGUAUCUCGGUGCUGACUAUGAAGUCAUCAAGAAUGGGCUCGAGAAACUUCAAGACACAGUCUUACGAAGUGAUACUCAGAGGGAUCCUGAUGGAAUCAUGUCAUAUCUUGCUCAGCGAGGAUUUACUUCCGCCGCCACAGACCUCUACAAAAAUAGCGAGCGUGACAAGCGGUGUGCAGAGUGGAGUUUCAACCUGAUCCUCGCUCAAGCGGCGACUGGCAAGAAGUUGCCGACAAACAGAAAGGCAGAUAUGAUGUCUGACGAUUACAUGGACGAAUGGAAUGCCACGUUAUCGCCCAGCACCAAAUAUACCAAGAGUACAGAUAGGAUAUGGCCAAAGCCCAGUGAAUUUCUUACUGUGAAUGAUCAAGACGUUCAAUCGUUCUUCGAUGACGUCGCGCGGACCCAAGUGGCGAAGAGUAAAGCAAGUCUGGAUGCGUUGGAAUACUCGCAAUGUAUAGCAAAGUAUCCUGGUCUGAAACGAAAAGUAAACACCAUCUUGGCAGGCCUGGGUUCGGGGAUUUUGGAGGCAGCCCGCCAGGCAGGGGACAACUCCAUUACUCGCGCUGAAGACUAUGCAGGACAGUCGUAUUUUGACUACGCUAUAAAUCAGAUCAGGCAAGAAGGAGCACAAAACAUAGAAGACCUUAGUGAGCAGGACAUAGUUAAUAUGCUUCCCGCCCGAGCUCUGACCGAGUACAACGCUCGCUUUGAUCAUUGA
This is a messenger RNA of Kwoniella mangroviensis CBS 8507, 1455 nucleotides long. RefSeq lists its product as uncharacterized. The record is from RefSeq and is a predicted model, not a curated record. The transcript is spliced from 3 exons. Lineage: Eukaryota; Fungi; Basidiomycota; Tremellomycetes; Tremellales; Cryptococcaceae. The coding region runs from base 1 to 1455 and encodes 484 amino acids.